Molecule: messenger RNA, 1137 nt
Organism: Amyelois transitella
Lineage: Eukaryota; Metazoa; Arthropoda; Insecta; Lepidoptera; Pyralidae
Product: acyl-coenzyme A diphosphatase NUDT19
Exons: 5
Coding region: 82-1137 (351 amino acids)
Cellular component (GO): mitochondrion
Molecular function (GO): hydrolase activity, acting on acid anhydrides, in phosphorus-containing anhydrides
Source: RefSeq, a predicted model, not a curated record
AUUAGAUGUGAAUUGAAUGUGUCGACCUCUAUUUGUAUAACCCUAGACUCGUACGGAGUGAUCUGGAAUCAUUUUAGUGCAAUGAAUAGCGCAAUACGAAAGGGCUGGCGUAAUUCGGCAUCGCUUAUAGUGCUGAACAAGCGUGUUGUUGACGUGCAGAAUAGUGCACGAGGCGGUGUUAAUUACGACGUGUUGUUGCAGACGCGGCCGAGUACUGGCUCUUUCCCGAAUAGUGUGGUGUUCCCUGGCGGCGUUAGCGAGUCUGCGGACGGGGGCGAGCGCUGGCUGCAGCUCUACAAGUCGUACGGUUUCGGAGACGAAGAUUUCGCCGCGUUUCAUCGUGUCGGCACUCCAACUUCAGCAUUGUUUCAGCCCAACCCUAUUCAAAGGCAUAUUGAAUUGAGAAUAACUGCGAUUCGCGAGACAUUUGAAGAGCUUGGCCUGCUUAUCUGUAGCCGUGUGCAGAAAGUCCAGAAGGGAGAACUGUGGGCUAGCUUUGUUACAGGGGUUGACAUCAAACACUGGCAAGAUCGGAUAGCUAAAGACCCAGCAGAGUUCUUCAACCUCUGUGAACAAAGCGAGUGCUACCCGGACAUCUGGUCCCUAUACUAUUGGAGCAACUGGCUUUCUCCCAAAAGCUUUCCUAAGAGAUUCAACACCGCGUUCUUCGUCGCGGCAUUAGCGAAGCGCCCUCAAAUUGGAAGUAGCAACGAAGUUGUAAAGGUUGAGUGGUCCAACCCCCUGGAACUGCUGGAGAGGAACAGCAACAAGGAGGUGGAACUCUACCCUCCACAGCAGUACGAGUUGACCAGGCUCGCUCGCAUCCGGGAUAUCAAGCAGUUGGCUGAGUUCGCUCAGGAUCGCAGUGGGUACUGUGGUGAUCUGAUCUAUCCAGUGUCCGUCACAGCCAAAAAUGGGAUUCUUUGGGUUAAUCCAGGAGACCAACUUUACCCAUCAACUGUAGAUUAUCAUACCGACGAGGUCAACUUGACAGACAAAACGUUAGAAGAACUCCGAGAAGAGAGCAAAAUCAUUCACAGAUUAGAGAAACAUAAGGCGGACCCUGGAAAAUGGGUGCUUGUUACAAAGAAUUUGAAACAAAAUAACCACAUAGACAUGUGCGAAAAAUCAAAGUAA